Molecule: messenger RNA, 8408 nt
Organism: Venturia canescens
Lineage: Eukaryota; Metazoa; Arthropoda; Insecta; Hymenoptera; Ichneumonidae
Product: WD repeat-containing protein 20
Exons: 5
Coding region: 1681-3810 (709 amino acids)
Molecular function (GO): protein binding
Source: RefSeq, a predicted model, not a curated record
UGAAAGUUCACGUUUCGAGGUUAACCAACUAUAUUUAUUUAUUUAUUUAACAUCAAAACAGAGUGACGUAAGGAGUGCUCAUUUUUUAAAUAAUUCAUGUCCCGGAAGUGACGUAAGAGCAUACAUACACGGUGACAAGUUUUUUUUAAUACAAAGUUGAUGUAUUCUUUUCGCGAAGAAUUUGUUGAUAUUGGACCGAGCUUUUAAGCGCACGUCAUAUUCUAACAGCACGAUUUCAAUCAACGGUCGAUGAAAUUUUUAUCCAAUGUUGUGACUCCACGGUCUGGUAAUCAUUUUCUCUGUGAAAUGCUUUGAAAUAAUAAACAUUGGGGCACGUAUAAAUGUAAUAUGCGAUAGAAACAUAUACGCCGAUAACUCGUGAGAUUUGGUUGUGUUUCUAUGUAGUAUAUGGGAGAGCGCGACUCCACAAGCUCCACAUAACGUCGCAGUAAUAAACACGUAUAUAUACGCGGUGGAUAUUACGGUCGAGAGAGGAAACAGGAACUCGGGAAUUCGACUAAUCAGCUCCCUCGCUGAGGUUGUUUACAAAAUAUCCGGUGAUCGUUGGUCGGCCGUUUGAUCGCGGAGGGACCGAAGAGGGGGACAAAAGACAGCAGGAGGUACAAAAAGUAAAUAGCGAGAGUACUUUUGUCCACGCGCGUAAAAGAGAUGGUACGAUUCGAACAAUAAUAUAAGAAUAAAUAUAAAAACAUGUAUUUGAGAGUGACACCAUCGCUAGAUUUCGUGUACGUGAUGUGUAGAGACGAUAAAGCAAAAAGUGAAAUAAAUAAUUGUUGGUAAAUGUACGGUGUCAUGGCAGCUUGAAUUGAUAUUUCACGUACAAACCAACGUUAAAUACAAAUACGAUUGGAAUAAUGUGCUGUUGUAUAUUCGGGUUCAAAAGAUUCAUGGUUUCGCAUAUAGGUGAGAAUUUUUCGAAGCGUUUCGUAAUCGCGAGCACGUUCGUUGUUUAUAGCUUCAUACUUACCGCGCGCAGAGUCCCUUAGGCUGCCAUGUUUAAAUUGCGAUUACGCUGCCAAGGUCACAUGCUAUACCAAAUGUUUCGAUAUUAAAAAAAUGGAAAGUAUGUACGAUUCGUUUUACGGCAUAUUCUAAACACAUUACCGGGAGAUUUCCGAAAGACUUCCACCCCUCUGGUGUGCCAACGUCGAAACACUUGGGAAAUCGUGAGAGAACAGAGAACAAGAGAGAGAGAGAGAAAAUGAUGGAUGGGUAAAGGAUAAGAGAGACGGAGGGAUGAGAAUUGCAGAGCACACAGCGGCGAAUUCAGGCGACUACGAUGCGCACGCAUCAAUAACAUAAACCCGAGCUCUGCAGCGCUCUCUCGUAUGAUUAUAUACGAUUGUGUACGAAGCGUAAGUGUGAUAUUUGGAUAUGUGUUGGAUCGGGGUGCCCUUCGCAGGCCGCUAACGGUGGCCAGGUAGACGCGAAUAAGCGCGACUCGUACACUACUUGAGUAUGUGAUAGAAAAAGAGGGGUGCGGAAUAAUAAAUUCAUUUGAGGAUAACGACAUUUUAGAUUGUGAGGUUUUGCCUCUCGAGUUACCAAAGGUGCGCGCGGAGGUGGGAGAGGUCGUGGCAAAUAAUAAAAUUCGCUAAAAGCUCACUUAUUUAGCACCGUGUGUCUGAUGAGCUCCACCAUUGAGCCUCUGGUGGUAAGAUGGCUGUGCAGUUGGACGGCGGGGGGAAGGAGGACUUGAAAACACAAUUUGUCACGCGGGAAGGUACAUACAAACUUAUGACAUGGUCCGAAUAUUCGAGGCCGAACAGGGUAGGAAAUACCGAUACUCGGGGAAGCUCAUCCGUAAGAGUAUCCUUCGUAACUCUACCGGAUCCAGCCGAUCCAACGGGUACACAGGGUCUCGGCGAUCGUAUGUGCUUCAAUUUUGGCAAAGAACUCUACGUUUACGUCUAUCGGGGUAUCAAGAAAGCUGUGGAUCUGAACAAACCAGUGGACAAGAAAUUAUACAAAGGCACGAAUCCGACCUGCCAUAAUUUUAAUCAAACAACUGCGACUGUCGAUAUCGCUCCUCUCCUCGUGGGCUUUUCAACUGGUCAGAUUCAACUCGUAGAUCCUAUUAAAAGGGAACUCAACAAGUUAUACAAUGAAGAGAGGCUCAUAGAUAAGACAAAAGUAACGUGUAUAAAAUGGGUGCCGGGAUCAAGUAACCUGUUCCUGGCGUCGCACAGUUCGGGUCAGCUGUAUCUGUACAAUUGGGAAUUGCCAUGUGGGACGACGCCGCCGCAUUAUCAGCCGUUCAAAUCGGGCGAUGGUUUCGCAAUUCACACGUGUAAAACGAAAUCAACUCGUAACCCAUUGUACCGGUGGGUGAUAGGAUUGGAGGGUUGUUGCAUAAAUGAAUUUGCGUUCAGUCCAUGCGGCUCGAAUCUCGCGGUGGUAUCACAGGAUGGAUUUCUCCGUGUGUUUCAUUACGACACGAUGGAGUUGGUGGGUUCGGCGAGAAGUUACUUCGGUGGUUUUUUGUGCGUAUGUUGGUCACCGGACGGUAGAUACGUAGUGGUAGGAGGUGAGGAUGACCUCGUGACAAUAUGGAGUUUCAACGAGAAGCGUGUAGUGGCGCGUGGUCAAGGACAUCACAGUUGGGUGAACGUAGUGGCGUUCGAUCCUUUUACGACAUCGUACGGUGAUCACGAGGGUGAAUUUAGUGGUUCGGACGACGAGACUGUUCCGCAGCAGCACAACAACCAUAACAAUUAUCACGAAAAGUCGACGAACCGAGUUGUAACGAACAACAGUGGUCAAACGGCGAUUGGUUUGUCGCACUCGAACAGGAAUUCGUGCGGCUCGGAGCUUCGUGUUUCUGGUGGUACGUGUUACCGUUUGGGUAGUGUUUCGGAGGACACGCAGCUUUGUCUCUGGGACAUUACGGAGGAUGUGCUGAGGCAACCGGUGUGCGCCAAGUCUCGAGCGUCGGCAGCUGGUUCGGGCACGUUUACCUCAUCGGGAACGUUUACCAGUGGCAAUGGUUCGACGCUGAAUCACGUCGGCAACAACGCCAAGCACAAUAGCACGAAUAACGCGAGUUUUCGGGAUUCAACGAAUUACUUCAACAACGAGAUGGCUAGCAACAAUACGAGCACGACUCCGGGAACGACAACGACAGCAGCAGCAUCGUCAACGACAACAACGGCAUCAGGAACGAUAACCACAACGACGAUGACGAGUACGAAUUCUUCGACGACGACGACGACCUCCUCGACCUCGACUACCACGGCUGUAUCCACCGUUAAUUCUCUGACUCAGAGGCUAGCCGGGCUCGGUUUUGGCGAUCGUAAAAACGCAGUUACGUCUUCAACCGGUGGUAGUGGUGGUGGUGGUGGUGGUGGUGGCGGCGGCGGCAGCGGCGGCACCGUUCCUGCCGCUACCGACAAUCACAAGAGAAACUUUAGUCUUACCUUGCGCGGUAGCGGUACGAGUAACAACAGCAAUACCACUGGAUCUGUUAACCCGAGCCUCCACAACAGUGGGCCCGAACUUAAAUCUGGUAGUAACUCAAACUCCGGUCAUUUAAACAGUGUCGGUGGAAGUUUUGGUGGAAGUAAAAAAAUUGCUAACGCUAUGGACGAUCCAAUGAGGUUGAUAGGUACAGCCUGGUGUCCAAGAUUCGACGAGUGCCCCGUACUAGAGCCGCUAGUUUGCAAAAAAUUGGCCCACGAGAGACUGACUGAAUUAAUAUUUAGGGAAGAUUGCUUCGUAACCGCGUGCCAGGACGGAUAUGUUUAUACGUGGGCUCGGCCUGGUCACAUGAUUCCGUGGAUGCCGCCCUGAUUUAUCGCAUGCCAGGUAUCGGACAGGUAGGGGGUGCCCUACACGUCGUCAGUCCAGGUGAAAAUGGAGGAACUAUAGUAUAGCCAAGCUCUGGGACUAGAACAACUUUAAUUCAUCGAUCAAACUACUGGGGCUCCUUCGAGAAGAUAAAUAUUCUACUUUCGAUGAGAUGUCGCAUGAACAGUAUCCAUCGACAAGGCCAGAGAUAAUCGCAGUGUCUCUUGUUUGUCGUAUCGAAUGAGCUAUGAAAUUUACGGUUUGGAAAGGAAGAGAAAGAGAGAGAGAGAGAGAGAGAGAAAAUAAAUGAAACCAGCAAGUUCGAUCUUGAAAACAUGAUCUGAAUAGCUCAAAAGACAAAUAUUUAUGAGCUAGAUAAUCCUGGGAUAGUUUGUAUCAUUUUCACGUGCUUUUUGUACAGUUUGUAACAAGAUAAAAAAAAAACAUGAAACGAAACGAAUUGGUAUUUAUCGAUUGAAAGUUUGGAAAUGCGAAAGCUCGUUUACGAGUUCGUGUUUUUAGAGUCGAGAACAAGGAGUUUACAGCCUGGGGCAAAAUUAUCCAUCUCGGUUAACUUUAUAGUGAUAUUUUUCAUUCCGCAAAAAACUUAUUCGAACCGAUCGAAAGCUUAUUGAAAAAAUAAUCAAAAUUACUGAGCAACUUGACGUCGAUUUGAUCAAAGAUUUCGGCUAUUAUCAACGUACAACCAAAAGUGAUCGAAAGAAUAUUUUGGAAAUGAUUAUUUGAGUCAAAUGGGAGUUUAACUUGACCAAAUAUUCUCACGAAUCAAAAGAAAUGUUUGAAAAAAUCUAGUUAAUACAAUUUCUGUCGAAAUUUAUAAUUGCAAUUUUUUUUUCUAUUCUAUUUCGUACUAUUCCAUGCUCACAGCUGUCCAGAAAUAUUUUUUUUUAUUUGUUAAAAUAUAUCACAUAUUUAUUAUUCAAACAACUACGAGUAAUUGGACAAUGACAGUUCAACGAUUUAGAAAAAAUGGUUCAAUAAAAGUGAUAAUAAGUAACGGAAAAAUUGAAUCUCGAUUUGAAGUAAGCAGAAUUUGUAAAAAGACGAUAAUUGUUUCGAGGAAAAAUUUCACAAUAAAGUUCGCCUGGACACCAGUGAUUUUGAUCUAGGAUAAAAGUCGAAGCUUUUGCGCCUUCGUCCAGUUGAUAUGCUUCAUCAUUCCAAUUUACUCAUUCACGUUGGGACAGAAAAGAGUAGCAAGAAAGAGAGAGACAGGCAGGAAGAGAAAUAAGAAAAAAUAUAUUGUUUGUGCAUGAUAAAUCGUCAAUUUGAAGAAUUUUAUACGAGCGAUUCGAUAACGAUAUACAAUAUAUGACCAGAUUCACAACCUUUUGAUUACAGUCUAUGAGCUUGGAUCAAGUCUUUAGUCACUUCUGACGAAAAUCAGUUUAAAUUAGCAAACUUUUCUUCAAUUAAUAUUCCCACAAAAUUGUUCCUAUUUUUGAAAUGCUGCCUUUUGAAAUUUUUCAGUUCCAAGUCCAUUCUACCAAGUUCAAAUUCCAAGCAUCGUUUUUCUUACAGCCUACCAUUUCGAAACAAAAAACCAACAGAAAAAUCGCUCACCCAAGCUCGCAGGCUGUCCUAGAAAAGUAAUGGAUCUGCCCAUAUAUAUAUCUAUAUAUAUGCAUAUAUAUAUAUAUGUGAAAAAUGGAAAAGAAAAUAGUGAAAUACAGUUGCAUCAUCGAUGGACAAUUGAUCGAGGUUUCAAAAAUAUAUUGAUUUUAUCGAAAAUCAGUUUUCCAUGUUAAACACACGCGCGCGGGCGUAUAUGUUUGAUGUACCGCGUACGAGCGAACGAGCGAUUGUAGUUGUAUGGUGUGACCGGUGUGAGAAACGACGCGUGACGAGGAAAUGUUAUGAUUAUUGCGAAUGAAAAAAAAAUGAACAUUUAUUCCGAGAUGAAAUUAGGAUAAUUUUUUAGUUGAAUUUGUAUUAUUUCGAGGAAAAAUUCCUCAGAGGGUGUAAAUAUACACGUUACCGAGUUGUUAAUUUUAUUUGUUUGCAAAUAUAUAAUCAAUCGACAUUUAAAAGCUACGUUCUCGAACAAAAAAUUCAUUUCAUUUGAAGCUUAGUGCUCUCUCGGUAGGACGAGAGAAAUCUUGUGAAAUUUGGUCAUCCCCGAAAUGGAGUGACCAUUUAUUUUUUAUAACGAAUAAGAACUGAAUGGAAAAAUUUUUGAAUACUUUUGUGCUUUUUUGAUUUUUUCAUAAUAAUGGAAAUUUAUUUUUGUCUUCAGACUCAAAGUAUACACUUUGAAAUCAAAUUUUUCGGCAAUAAUAUUCAUAAAAAAUUGUUCAUCAAAUUCAUUUCGUCAAUUCAUCGAAAACCCAAAUCUCGAUUGAAUGAAAUUUUUGUCCGCGAAUGUAUGUGUUAAGCGUCUAUUUAGUACAAUUAAUCCUGAACUGAAGUUCGUGUCCAGGCUUUAAUGGUUAUUGGGUUUAUAUGAAUUUCGAAGCCUUCACAGAAAUUCAUUCAUCUACGAUUGAUUAUUGUAAUUUCGUAAAUCCACGAUGGGUUCGGAAUUGAAAAAAUUUCGAGACUCCUGCCUCACGAACGACGUUAACACCUUGCAGGGUAACACGAUGGAACACUCGAGCGGUCACUAUUCAAUUUGCCUUAGUAAUAAAGUAAGUGAAAAAGCCGCGAGCAUGAUUUUUGAGACCGAGGCCUGAAAACUGAGGAUACACUUUGGAGUUUUUUUUUUUUCUAUAAGAUAAAGUGCAGAUACAUAAAAAAAUAUAAAACAUGCAUUUUCUCAAGGCGAAAAUAUAUUGAAUUAUUAUGGUUUAUCUAUCGAAGAGAAAACCAAAAUUAAUUGCACAAUUUAAUCGACUAAAAUCGUCCAUUGAUUCGAGAACAAAAAAUCAAGGACAAAGUAUUUUUGUUGCUCGUUCGCGUGUCCCGAGUUUUUCUAAUAUGUAAAAGAGUUAACCCUCAAAUAACUGACAUCGAAAUUUGCAAUGUUAAAAAGCAACGAGAAUCAUUUCGAAAUUUAUGAAAAAUAUCCUCCAACCUAUUUGUUGUAUUCGUUGAUUAAUUUGUUCAAAAAACGUCCCUAAAAUGUGGCUCGUUUUUACAAUUCGUAUCUGCAUUGAAAUAUCGAGGCAACAUUCGAAGGAAUAAGUCGUUGCAGUUCAACGAUGCAAACUUCGACGUCAUAGCUAGUCCCGAUGUUUCAACAUUCCGUGAAAAUUCACGGGUACGAAAGAAGGAUCAAAUUUUUCAAGCUCAAACAUUAAGUGGCCACAAUUGUGUAAUGCGUUAUAACGAAUGCAGAUACACGAGGAAGAGACAAUUGGGAGAACGAUGAUGAUUGAUAAGUCAACCAACCAAUAUUUCAUUGGGGAUUAUAGUCCUCCAAUGCAAAAGUGUAUUAUAAUAAACAGAGAGAACGAAAGAAAAUUGAAGAAAGAGAGAAAGAAAAAAGAAAGAAAGAGAGAAAAUGGCAAAGUAUAAAUACCUAUAGGUACUUAUAAAAUAUUAUCGUAUAAGCAUAUAUUCCAAAUAAGAUAUUCCAAAAGGCGAUAUUACAUAUAUAUUAAUUUAUAAAAAGCUAGAGUGUUGACGAGAAGGCUAGUAGUUUCAAAUAUCUUUCAUUUAGGUUAUCUGCGUACAUGUAUUUCUCAUAUGUGUAUAUAUAACUAUAAAUAAAUGUGUAUAUAUGCACAUAUGGAAAAUGCAGACUUCUCUGUUACAGAAAGGGAGAAUGUUUGAUGUUUCUCUCAAUAAUUGAGAAUACAGAGUCGAUCGAUGAGUUGAAAUGAAAGGGAGGAAUAUGAAUCGGAAUAUUUGGCUAUUGUAAUAGCGUUUGUUUCGAUCAAAUUUUAUUCGGAUGAGAAAUCGGAGACAAAAACGCCUCAAUUUGGCCGGCUUUAUUCUCCAUGAGAUGGGCGAAGGAAAAGACGCGUGUGUUUGGUAUUUUGGUUAUUUGUUUUGCAGAGGUUGUAUGAAAUAGAAAAAUUUGCAUCAAUUUUAAGGUUCUUUUUUUGUUAUAUUGAAUAAGAAAACUGAUUUUUAUUUUGUUGCAAUAUUGUGUAAAAUGGUGAAUUUGAAUUUGCAGCUUUGUUCAGUAUUUUUAUUAUUUAACAAAUGAAUGAAAAUAGAUAAAAGUGUGAGCGGUCAAAUUGAUGCGUUAAAGUUUCUCAAGAACAAGAAUUUCCCUACUGUUUUCAGGUGAAAACACGAUAUGAUGUUGGGAGAGAAGCGAGGAAGAGAAAAAAAGUGCUCGUACAAAAAUUAUCAUAUUUUUUCAUACAUACACGACGAUACAAUCCUCGCACUAUAUUGAAAAAACGCAAGGAAAAUCUUUUUCUAUUCGCAUGCAUUGAUUCGAGUCUCGAGUCUCUUCGUUUGAAAAUUCAUGAAGCUCUGGACGCCGGUUUUACUUUACCAUUCGAAAUAUUUACAUGCGUUUUUGUGUGUUACAAUAUUUACGCUCGGUGUGUUUUACCACCGCAGGAUCGAACAAAGACACGAUUGUUUGACCGGUAAUAAGCGUUUGUCCCGGCGUUGUUAUCGAUCAUCAUCACGUGUGUGUAAAAAUAAAAACAAAAACAAAGAAAUAAAAGAAAAUUAUGUUA